Molecule: messenger RNA, 3033 nt
Organism: Globicephala melas (long-finned pilot whale)
Lineage: Eukaryota; Metazoa; Chordata; Mammalia; Artiodactyla; Delphinidae
Gene: KL
Product: klotho
Biological process (GO): fibroblast growth factor receptor signaling pathway; carbohydrate metabolic process
Molecular function (GO): fibroblast growth factor binding; hydrolase activity, hydrolyzing O-glycosyl compounds; fibroblast growth factor receptor binding
Source: RefSeq, a predicted model, not a curated record
AUGCCCGCCCACGUCCCACCGCGCCGCCCGCGUCUGCGGACGCCACCGCUGCUGCUGCUGCUGUUGGCCCUGGGCGGCCUCCGCCUGCGCGCCGAGCCCGGCGACGGCGCGCAGACCUGGGCCCGCUUCGCGCGCCCUCCGGCCCCGGGUGCCGCGGGGCUCUUCCACGACACCUUCCCCGACGGCUUCCACUGGGCCGUGGGCAGCGCCGCCUACCAGACGGAGGGCGGCUGGCGGCAGCACGGCAAGGGUGCGUCCAUCUGGGACACGUUCACCCACCGCCCUCCGGCGCCUCCAGGCGACGCCCCGGUAGCCGGCCUGCCGUCGGGCGCCCCGUCGCUGUCCCCGCCCGCCACCGGGGACGUGGCCAGCGACGGCUACAACAAUGUCUUCCGCGACACGGAGGGGCUGCGGGAGCUCGGGGUCACCCACUACCGCUUCUCCAUCUCGUGGGCGCGGGUGUUCCCCAAUGGCAGCGCCGGCGCCCCCAACCGGGAGGGGCUGCGCUACUACCGGCGUCUGCUGGAGCGGCUGCGGGAGCUGGGCGUGCAGCCCGUGGUCACCCUGUACCACUGGGACCUGCCCCAGCGCCUGCAGGACGCCUAUGGCGGCUGGGCCAACCGCGCCCUAGCGGACCACUUCAGGGAUUACGCCGAGCUCUGCUUCCGCCACUUCGGCGGCCAGGUCAAGUACUGGAUCACCAUCGACAAUCCCUACGUGGUGGCCUGGCACGGCUACGCCACCGGGCGCCUGGCCCCCGGCGUCCAGGGCAGCCCGCGGCUCGGGUACCUGGUGGCGCACAACCUCCUUCUGGCUCACGCCAAGAUCUGGCAUCUCUACAAUACUUCUUUCCGCCCCACUCAGGGAGGCCAGGUGUCCAUUGCCCUGAGCUCCCACUGGAUCAGUCCUCGAAGGAUGACUGAACAUAGCAUCAAAGAAUGUCAGAAAUCUCUUGACUUUGUCCUAGGCUGGUUUGCCAAACCCGUAUUUAUUGAUGGGGACUAUCCUGAGAGCAUGAAGAAUAACCUUUCAUCUCUUCUGCCUGAUUUUACUGAAUCUGAGAAAAAGUUCAUCAAGGGAACAGCCGACUUUUUUGCUCUUUCCUUUGGACCAACCUUGAGUUUUCAACUGUUGGACCCUCAGAUGAAGUUCCGUCAGUUGGAAUCUCCCAGCCUGAGGCAACUCCUUUCCUGGAUUGACCUUGAGUAUAACCACCCUCAAAUAUUUAUUGUGGAAAAUGGCUGGUUCGUUUCAGGGACCACCAAGAGAGAUGAUGCCAAAUAUAUGUAUUACCUCAAAAAAUUCAUAAUGGAAACCUUAAAAGCCAUCAGGCUGGACGGGGUGGAUGUCAUCGGGUACACCGCGUGGUCCCUCAUGGAUGGCUUCGAGUGGCACAGAGGCUACAGCAUCAGACGUGGACUCUUCUACGUCGACUUUCUAAGCCAGGAUAAGAAGUUGUUGCCGAAGUCUUCAGCCUUGUUCUACCAGAAGCUGAUAGAGAAAAAUGGCUUCCCUCCUUUACCUGAAAAUCAACCCCUAGAAGGGACAUUUCCCUGUGACUUUGCUUGGGGAAUUGUUGACAACUACAUUCAAGUGGACACCACUCUGUCUCAGUUUACCGACCCCAACGUUUACCUGUGGGAUGUCCACCACAGUAAAAGGCUUAUUAAGGUGGACGGGGUUGUGACCAAGAAGAGGAAAUCCUACUGCGUUGACUUCGCCGCCAUCCGGCCCCAGAUCGCCUUACUCCGGGAAAUGCACGUGUCGCAUUUCCACUUUUCCCUGGACUGGGCGCUGAUCCUGCCGCUGGGGAACCAGUCCCAGGUCAACCGCACGGUCCUGCGCUACUAUCGCUGCAUGGCCAGUGAGCUCGUGCGCGCCAACAUCACGCCGGUGGUGGCCCUGUGGCGCCCCGCGGCCCCGCACCAGGGGCUGCCGCCACCCCUGGCCCGGCACGGCGCCUGGGAGAACCCUCAUACCGCCCUGGCUUUUGCAGAGUACGCCAGCCUGUGCUUUCGAGACCUCGGCCACCACAUCAAGUUCUGGAUCACGAUGAACGAGCCGUCCACGCGGAACAUGACGUAUAUCGCGGGGCACCACCUCCUGAAGGCCCACGCGUUGGCCUGGCGCGUGUACGAUGAGAAGUUUAGGCGCUCUCAGAAGGGUAGAAUAUCCAUAGCCCUGCAGGCGGAUUGGAUAGAACCGGCCUGCCCUCUCUCCCCAAAAGACCAAGAAGUGGCCGAGCGGGUUUUGCAAUUUGACAUUGGCUGGCUGGCCGAGCCCAUUUUCGGCUCCGGGGAUUAUCCACGCGUGAUGAGGGACUGGCUGAACCAGAGGAACAAUUUCCUCCUGCCUUAUUUCACUGACGAGGAAAAAAAGCUAAUCCGGGGUUCCUUUGACUUUUUGGCUUUAAGCCAUUACACCACCAUCCUUGUAGACUGGGAAAAAGAAGAUCCAGUAAAAUAUAAUGAUUACCUGGCGGUGCAAGAAAUGACUGACAUCACCUGGCUCAACUCCCCCAGUCAGGUGGCCGUGGUGCCCUGGGGGUUACGCAAGGUACUGAAUUGGCUGAAGUCCAAGUACGGAGACCUCCCCAUGUAUAUAAUCUCCAACGGCAUCGACGAUGAUCCGCACGCAGCUGAAGACAAUCUGAGGGUGUAUUACAUGAAGAAUUACAUAAACGAAGCUCUGAAAGCCUAUGUAUUGGAUGGUAUCAAUCUUUGUGGAUACUUUGCUUAUUCAUUUAAUGAUCACACAGCUCCGAAGUUUGGCCUGUAUCGUUAUGCUGCAAAUCAGUUUGAGCCCAAACCAUCCAUGAAACAUUACAGGAAAAUUAUUGACAACAAUGGCUUCCCAGGUCCCAAAACCCUGGGAAGAUUUUGUCCAGAAGAAUUCACCCUGUGUACAGAGUGCAGCUUUUUUCAUACCCGAAAGUCUUUACUGGCUUUCAUAGCUUUUCUAUUUUUUGCUUUUAUUAUUUCUCUUUCUCUUAUUUUUUACUACUCUAAGAGAGGCAGAAGAAGUUACAAAUAG